This is a messenger RNA of Vanderwaltozyma polyspora DSM 70294, 1050 nucleotides long. It is a transcript of the gene NUS1, whose product is annotated as ditrans,polycis-polyprenyl diphosphate synthase. NCBI's taxonomy places the organism in Eukaryota, Fungi, Ascomycota, Saccharomycetes, Saccharomycetales, Saccharomycetaceae. Bases 1 to 1050 code for a protein of 349 amino acids. The record is from RefSeq and is a predicted model, not a curated record. Gene Ontology annotation, molecular function: ditrans,polycis-polyprenyl diphosphate synthase [(2E,6E)-farnesyl diphosphate specific] activity. Gene Ontology annotation, cellular component: endoplasmic reticulum membrane; dehydrodolichyl diphosphate synthase complex. The transcript has a single exon.
AUGAGUAAAAUUCACGAAAAAGUUUUAAGUAAGCAUAAGAGUGAAGCAGAAAGACAAGUUGCAGCAAGUCGUCAUAGGGAACCAGAAGCAAGUAUUAUAUAUAAUACAAAACAUACUUCAAAAUUAAAUGUUCUAAAAUCUAUUGCUGAUGCUAUGAUUGUUGGUGACGAAAGUAAUCAAAAUGAUCCAAAUUUUAAAGCGAUGAAACGUGAUAGUUUUUGGGUAACUCAGUUGCAUUUUAUAGUGUUUAAAAUAUUAUUGAUUUCAGUAUAUUUUGUGUUUGGUAUCUUUAGAUACUUCCAAUAUCAAUAUAAUAAGAUGAGAUUGAGAGUUUUGAACAUUAUCUACAAUCCCACAAGCACACCUCAAUUGAUUAGACAAGAUGUUUUAAAACUGUCAAAAGUACCAAAAAGAUUAGCUGCUAUAUUAGAUAUGAAACCAAUCGGAGAAGUUGGUGGAGGUGUAAAAGGUAUUGUUAACGAUGCAAGUGAAAUUGUAUGUUGGACAGUAUCUGCUGGCAUUAAGCAUUUGAUGUUAUAUGAUUUUGACGGUGUUUUAAAGACAAAUGUUCAAUCUCUAAGAGGUGAAAUUGCAGAGAAAUUAUCAUUGUAUUUUGGUCCAACAGAUACACCAAAUUUUGCCAUAAGAAUUCCACAUUUGAACAAAGUUUAUUACAAUGGAGCUGAUGAUGAAAAUUAUAAUGCGAAAAGUGAAAAAGUUAUAAUUGAAAUUUCACUGCUAUCAAACAGAGAUGGUAGAGAAACCAUUGUUGAUUUAACAAGAACUAUGAGUGAAUUGUGUUUAUCUCACGAUUUGGAAUUGUCUGAUAUUACAAUGAAAUUAAUCGAUACAGAAUUAACUCAAUUAGUUGGUCAUGAACCUGAUUUAUUACUAUAUUUCGGUCCGGCUUUAGAUCUACAAGGUUUCCCACCAUGGCAUAUACGUUUAACUGAAUUCCAUUGGGAAGCUGAUAAUGAUCAAGUAUCUUAUUUGGUUUUCAUUAGAGGUUUGCAAAAAUAUUCUACAUGUAAAAUUAAUGUCGGAAAAUGA